AUGCAUGAGUUCUCUACUGUUGAUGGUUUUGCGGAGAUAGACGAGAGCUUAGCGGAGAUGAUAAAGUACAUUGCGAACGAACCUUCAGUGGGUCUCUACUACAUCCAGCAGCACGUCCGUAACGCAACACCGAACGUCCUUAACCUCAGCAGCAACGUUUUGGAGAAAUCUCGUGAGACACUUUUGCAUACAGAAGACGUGGAUGAUUCUAUAGACAUGGUGAGAUCAAUGAAAGAGUGUGGCUCACCUAUUGUUGAUGAGAUGAUAGGAGACAUCAAGAGCUCCUUAGCGUUGAUGAUGCCGAGGAGAGGAGGGGUGGUCCUCAACUCUCGCAGCCCUUGGAGCAGAUCCAACAGUACAACAACAACAACGCGAGGUUCUGAUUACAGCCAGGAUGAUAAUGGUGAAAGCAGCGGCUAUUUUACGUCCGUGUUCAAGUCGGCUAAGGAGAAAGCCAGCAACAUCAAAUGGCCACAGAUUGAUUUUAAAGAACAGAAGGUGGAGUCUAGCCCCAAUGUGGAAGAAGAAGAAGAAGGUGGACAUAUGGUGGAGACGACAAAGUUUGAGGAGUUUAAAGCUGGUAAAGAAGCGAGUCUCAAGGCAUGGCUUGGAGAUGGAGAUGGGGAUGGGGAUGCAGAUGUUGGUGGACGUGCUGGUGAGAGGAUUUAAGGUGUUGUGGUACAAGACUAAGAGGAGGGGGAAGUUGCUGCCCCCCUCCCCCUACUGGAUUUUUAUACGAUUUUUGUGAAGAUUGUAUGGGGAUGUGUAGCACCAAUGAUAGUUGAACAAUAUACUUCUCCUAAACAUAUAUGUAACCAAACUAUGAGCUGUGAUAAUUACCCUAUUCAUAUGAGAAGACAGAAGAAUAACCAUUGCCUGUGGAGUCCUGA
This is a messenger RNA of Eruca vesicaria subsp. sativa (arugula), 890 nucleotides long. The record is from the annotation of a GenBank genome assembly. Lineage: Eukaryota; Viridiplantae; Streptophyta; Magnoliopsida; Brassicales; Brassicaceae.